ACACACACACACACACACACACACACACACACACACACACACACACACACACACACACACACACACUUCCUCCCCCUUAGAUCCCAGAGUAGGUGAAGAUCAAAAAGGUGUGAAAAACUAUUGUCUUUUUGGCCUUCUGAACUUUUUAGUGAAGAUCAUAGAAGUUUUGCCGCUGUAAAAUAUUUAAUUGGCCAUUUCUAUUUGAGUGGGAUUAAUAUGUGAUCUGAAAUAUUCUGGUAUUUUUUUCACAAAUAUCUUCUCACUGUAUCUGAUUAAAAUGAAUCUAAAAUUCUAUUAUUUUCUUUUAGGUAAAGAUGCACAAGAAAGUGUUGUUCUUCCCGGGGAAAGUCUGUGUUGUGUUCCGCAAGGGACCACUCGGAUUUCUCCUCUAGGAGCCGUCAAAGGAAGCCAGAAGAAUUAAGGAGGACUCCACUCUGCAGGACAAGUCUGCCCCCAUACGGGCUGACCUUGUUCAGCAGAAUGCUCUGGCUGUGGUCCGUCGGAGAGGAGGGGAUGCCUCAGACUGUACGGAGGUGCUGGGAGACUACAUCCUGCAGUUUGGGAAGUAUAAAGGGAAGUCUUUCAGGUGGCUUUUGGAGAAUGAUAUAGGGUACACAAUGUAUCUUAUUAAGAACUUGCAAAAGGAGGAAGCAUCAGGUGACAGUGUGACUGCAGGGCAUAGCAAGGACAGCCUACAGUCCUUUGUCAAUUAUUCCCUCAGUUUUGCUGAGAUCCAGUCUCUCCGAACCUAUGAGGCAAGUGGAGGGGUUGUUAUGGCAGCCUCAUUGGAAGAUGACCAGCUGGUUGGCUUUGGCACUCGUGCUAAGAGCACCUGGAAGGAGAUUUGGGACAGCAGAGCUGAUGGCUAUGCAACCUUCAUUUUGGGGAAGAGCUGUGUCCCAGGUACACGCAUGUUCAAGCUGCAGCAGUACCUGCAGAAGAGGCAGCAAUCUGCCUCUGCUUCCCCACCUGUCAAACAUGCCUCAAGGGUCCCCAAACCCCUGGUGAUGGAUGAGGAUGAAGAGCUUGAGAGUGCAAUGAUAAGCAUGACAUCCUCUAAACUACAAGUGCAGACCUUUGCUGCGUCAGCAGCAUCCAUACCAGCAGCUGCCAUACCAGGAGUGUCCGCAGGAGCAAAGACAGGUUUUUAAAUAAUAGGUUUCAGGACUGGAGUACGAUUCUUUUACAUGAUGAAUUGCCCCCCAAAACUGAAUCUCGACUUAAACUAUUUCUUUGUGUUGUUUGUGUUCUGGCCAUGUUCCGGCUGUGUUCCUUUAAUAAUACUGUUAGCUGGCGUUAUAAUAACUGUCCUAAGGACUAUGAAUUGAUCACUGCCACGAUGAAUUGAUUGCAAACACUAUGAGGGUAAGUAAGCAUUUUCUUUUCUAUGCAUGUUGUAUUUAAAAAGUUAAAUGCAUGCUUGUUCAUUAAGUCAUAAUGCUCUUCCUGCUUAGACUAGAGAGUAGUGAUUAGUAUUGUAAGUUAAUUUGGUGUGUCUGUGACAAUUUAACAGUUAACAUUUUUGAGAAGCAGGAAAAGUAAGCUUGACUGUUUGAGUUCCUACUAACAACAACUCUUGCAUAUUUUGUGAAUUUUGAAAUGACUGAUUAUUUUGUCUAUUCUAGUUCCCUCCGCAACGCUGUCCAAACUUCUGCCCAAAACUACUACUACACUGCAGGCAUCACAGGUUGAAGCUGCAUCAGCCUCAUCGGGUGUGAAAAGGAAGACACCUGUGCCCCUUCCACCAGAGCUGGCAUUCCUAGUCAAGGAGACUGCUGGUCCCACAAAACCAGAGAGGCCUAAGUCAACUCCAGAACCCAGCACAAGUGCUGCUCGCACCUCUGCACAAAAUGAAAAUAGACUUUUCAUCAGCUGAAGAUGCUCAGCCCCCUGUUCCUGUUCCUGUUACUGUUCCUGUUCCUGUUCCUGUGCCUGGGCAUGACCAUGACAUGAGCAGCUGGAGCUGUUCACAGCAACAGAAGCUCUGGAUGAGGACAGAGCUUCAGGAUCUCGGGCUGUGGCCUGGGUCUCGUCCAGUGCGUAAUCCAGGGAACACAAUUUCAUUGUGGCGUCUUCCUCCACAACCUGAGCUGAUAGAGUCGGUGGCUGAGCUCCCAUCCCCCAACUUCUUUCAGCUCCACUCAUUUUUCAUUUGGAAACCUGAGAGUGACAUCAUGGUCAGGUUGAGGAACAAUUACAUCCUGCCCUGUCUCCAUGGCUGUCCUCAUCCACAGGUGGUCUCUGCAGGGGUGGGCAGGCCUCGGGUGAUUGUCGGCACCAGUGGCCAAUAUUUUAUCCUCCUUUCGGCGGUCUGCCGAAAGAACUGGUUAGCUGACAGUCCGCGAUGGCUGGAGAAACUGCCCAGGCGCUUCACCAACCUUCUGCCUGCAAUCCUGACUUACAAGAAGGCCAUUUGUAAGUCUGUCAUGGAUGAGCUGAGGCGCACUGGCAAGUCACCAACUGAUAUGGCCAACCAGGUGAAUGAGCUCAUGCACCUGAAGUAUGAGCGAGCUCACCUGGCAUACCUUCAAGCCAUAGAGAAUGUGAGAGAUGGUGAGGCUGGAGUGUAUGGUCAGAGGACCAUUGGGCAGUUUCUAAGAAAAGACAACCAGCCACGCACUUUUGGGCCAUAUGACGAGCAACAUGGCUGGGGUGGAGUCUCUGUGUCCGGUUUCUACCUGACUGACUGCCUGCUAGAGGAGUUUAGACGUCAAGAGCCAGCUAUGUCCAGGCUCCUGCAGGGAACAUUUGGGCAUGUUUUCAGGUCUGACCACACCAGGAAAGUGGCAAGGAAGGUGACCUUGGCCUCUGGGGUGAUGUCUAGUUAUGCUGUAAUGAAUGAACACUGGCUCAUUGUUUCCUGGGUGAUGGUUCAGUCUGAGACUGAGAGGUCCUUGGAGGCAAUGUACCAGGGGAUGGCCAAGAGGUACAGCAAUGCUGGAGUGGAAAAGGCAGGCUACCAUUGGAUGGACAGGGAUUGCUGUGCUGCAUUUAAGAUCCCUGACUGCAUCCUUGGUGAACAUCUGCACUGGGAUGCCUGGAAGACUACCCCGUCCAUUGUUGCUGGAGCGACCGGCAGUUGAACACCUGUGCCUCACGAUCACAUUAUAACGACAACAUUGUUGUGAAACUGGACUUGUUUCACUGUCUGAGGCGCUUUUCACGGGAGUGCACCUCUGAGCAUCACCCUCUGUUCAGCACUUUCUGCCAGCUCCUCUCUGCUGCCUUCUGUGUUGUAGAUCAGGAAGACCUAAAAAGGCUCCAGGAUGCCUAUAGGUUCUGUGGUAUUCAUCCAGCCAAUCCCACUAAACAACACACACGGGAGCACUGCAGGAUUAAAAUACCCCAUCCAACAGAGCUGCUGGACAGAGUGGAGAGAGUCCUGAGUCACUUUCACCUGGCGACGGACCCUAACAAUGUCCCACUCUUUAAGCCAUCCAUGCUGAAGACAUGGCGAAUUCAGAGAGUGCACAUUCUCCGUGGGUGCCUCAGUGACCCUGAACUCUCCGAGGGCAUAAUGUACAGGUACGGAGGAACUCUUCAGCUGAACCACGUACCUGGUGAAGGUGCCAAAGUCCCAAUCUGGAUCCCUGUCAGAGGUACAUCACAGCAAGAGGGGU
Labrus bergylta (ballan wrasse) is the source of this 3620-nucleotide messenger RNA. Lineage: Eukaryota; Metazoa; Chordata; Actinopteri; Labriformes; Labridae. The record is from RefSeq and is a predicted model, not a curated record.